This is a messenger RNA of Mytilus californianus (California mussel), 5137 nucleotides long. RefSeq names its product kinesin-like protein KIF16B. Gene Ontology annotation, molecular function: microtubule binding; ATP binding; microtubule motor activity. The coding region runs from base 98 to 4105 and encodes 1335 amino acids. Lineage: Eukaryota; Metazoa; Mollusca; Bivalvia; Mytilida; Mytilidae. The record is from RefSeq and is a predicted model, not a curated record. Gene Ontology annotation, biological process: microtubule-based movement. The transcript is spliced from 36 exons.
CUUGAUGACAUUUUUGUCAGGAUGUUUUGAUCAUAAUACCUGUCAUAGACAGGUGAAAAUAAGGAAUUAUUUCGUAGAAACUUAGAAAGGAUCGAAAAUGACUUCCGUCAAAGUAGCAGUCCGAGUUAGACCUUUUAAUAAUAGGGAAAUUGAUCUAGAUAGCAAAUUUAUAGUGUCCAUGAAUGGAGGGAAAACAACAAUCACCAAUCCUAAGAUUCCUGAAAGGAAUGCAGAAGGAGGGCAUGCUAAAGAUGCUAUGAGGAUAAAGGAUUUCACAUAUGACUUUUCAUUUUGGUCUGUGGAUAAAAAUGAGCCUAAAUAUUGUUCUCAAAAACAGGUUUUCCAGUGUUUAGGGUCAGAUGUGGUGACUUCAGCUUAUGAUGGUUACAAUGCGUGUGUUUUUGCCUAUGGACAGACAGGAUCAGGAAAGAGUUACACUAUGAUGGGUAACCCUGAUGAUCUAGGACUGAUACCAAGGAUAUGUCAGGAGCUAUUUUGUAGAAUGAGAGAAGAUGAUACAAACUAUAGAAUAGAAGUCAGCUAUAUGGAAAUAUACAAUGAAAAGGUUCGUGAUUUGUUGAAACAAUCAUCAAAUUCAAAGACAGUACAUAAUCUACGAGUCAGAGAACAUCCAAAAGAUGGACCUUAUGUCCAAGAUCUGUCAAAACACAUAGUAAAUAAUUAUGAAGAUGUAGAGGAACUAAUGCAUAGAGGCAAUUCUGUCAGAGUAACAGCUACAACAAAGAUGAAUGAUGUCAGUAGUAGGUCACAUGCCAUAUUUACUUUGGUCUUCACACAGGCCAAAUUUAUAGAUGAUUUACCAUGUGAAACAACCAGUAAACUGCAUCUAGUAGAUCUAGCAGGCAGUGAGAAUGCCGAUGCAUCUGGAGCCACAGGUCAAAGGUUGAAAGAGGGUGGAAACAUAAACAAAUCACUGGUUACCUUGGGAACAGUCAUUUCACUUCUUGCUAAGAAUUGUAGUUUGAAAGAAGGAAAACAAGUGUUUAUUCCGUACAGAGAUUCUAAGAUUACCUGGUUACUGAAGGAUAGUAUCGGUGGUAAUGCCAGGACCAUUAUGAUAGCUACUAUAUCUCCAGCAGAUGUAAAUUAUGGUGAAACACUUAGAACCCUGAGAUAUGCCAACAGGGCCAAGAAUAUCAUCAACAGACCUACUGUCAAUGAGGAUCCAAAUGUGAAAUUAAUCAGAGACUUAAGAGCUGAGAUAUCAAGAUUGAAAGCACUACUUGGUGGAAGUUUGGAUAAUAUUGUGACACCUAAAGUUCAAGAAAAACUUCAUGAGAAUGAAGCGAGGGUUAAAGUUCUAACAGAAGAAUGGGCUGGCAAAUGGAAUGAGACAGGAACUAUUUUAAAGAAUGAUAUGUUUGCUGUACGUAAGGAAGGUCUUGGUGUUGUGUUAGAUUUCCAGCUCCCACAUCUGAUUGGUAUAGAUGAUGAUAUUUGUAGCACUGGUAUUAUGUUAUACCAUAUUAAGGAAGGGAAGACUACAGUAGGUAGACCAGAUGCUGAUGUUACACCUGAUAUAGUACUAGCUGGUAUUGAAAUAGAAAAGGAUCACUGUGUAAUAGAAUAUGUCAAUGGAGAUGUCAUUCUCUACCCUGGUACUGGUGCCCUGUGUGUUGUUAAUGGAGUCACACAAACCAGUCCAACAACACUAUCACAAGGGGCAGUAAUAUUACUAGGAAGAACUAACAUGUUUAGGUUUAACAACCCAGCAGAGGCUGCUAAGAUGAAGAAAGAUCUUAAUAAUUGUGGUUUAAGCAUGUCACGGUCAUCAUUAUUGAGCUAUUCUAUGACGGACCUAUAUACAGAUAGUUUAUCUCAAUCAGGAUACUGGUGGGAUGACAAUGAAAACAAGUUAGAAGAAGAGAGUAUAGUAGAUAAUAACAGGAAUAAGUUAGACGAUUUAGAACAAAUGUACAUAGAUUCUGAAAGAGAAAGGGAAGUAAUUAUAGUUCAGUUAGAGGUGGAACUGGAAGAAAAGAGGAAGCAGUUGGAUAAAAUUGAACAAGACUUUGAACAGCUAAGACAACAGAUAGAUGAACAGCCAAGUAACAGUCACAGGGAAAAGAUGUUCCAAAUUGAUGAAGAGCUAAGAGAUCUUGAGACAAGAGAGAAAGAUAUAGAUGAGGAAACAAGAUUAGCAAAAGAACAACUUCAAAUGGAAAUAGAAGAUUUGCAGCAUGAUUUUGAGGAAAAGAAGUCAAAGGUAAAAGAUGAGGUGAAAGAAUUGAACGAAAAUCUACAGACCUUAGAAAAAACAUACUCAGAUAAAGUGAAACAAAUAAAGGAUAAAAGAGACACUGUUAAAACAGAACAGCAGCAGCUUUAUUAUCAAAUUGAAACUGAAGAAGAAGAACUUGAUGAACUUCAGAAUAAGGUUCAGGAAAAAAGGGACUCUCUUGUCCAUGAUAAUCCUCAACUUGCCCAACAACUUGAAGAGUUUGAUAAUGCAGAAAAAGAACUUAAAUCAAUACAAAAGGAGAUAGAACUGACCUAUAAAACAAAAUGGAAUCAAGAAUUGGAACAUGUAACACAAGAAAAUUUAAAAGUUGAAGAGGCAUGGAAAGAUAUUGAAGAAAAUGAAGAAGUUGUUUCACAUUUACUCAGCAGGGUGGACAAACUAAAUGUAACAGAGAGAAAAAGUCUCGAAAUAAAGCAAGCAAGUAUUCAGGAAGCAAAAAUAUUAUUGAAAGAUGAAGAAAAAAGACUUUCUGAAAAAGAGAAAAAUGUUUUAGAACAAGUAGAAAGAGAGAUGGAAAAAUGGGAAGAGGCAAAAAAUACAGAAAUGUCUAAUUUGCUGAAUAAGAGACAAAAAAUGAUUGAAAGUGGGGAUGUAGAAUUGACAAAUUUACUUCAAGAAAUGUCCGAAAAAUCUGAUAAAAUACAUAGUUAUGAAAAAACAUUGAAAAGCGUCAGAAAAACAUUAGAUGAUGCCGAUAGUGAGGAAGAAGAAACUAAAUCUCAGUUUGAAGUCGCGGGAAAAGAAAUAAAAAAUGAGUUAUCUACUCUUAGUAAAACUCUUUCAUGUUUGGAUGAGGAGGAAGAUGUUGAAGUGAGUGAUAUGAAAUCCAUGUUACAGCAGAUUGAAGACUACUGUAAUACAGAGAUACUUGGCAUUCAGAAAGACAAAGACAUGAUGAAUAAGAAACAUCAAGAUCUUUGUCAGCUUGACGAAGUAGGAGUAUCGGAUAAUGAUCAGAAAAUUCAGGAAUUUGAAGAAAUGAGAAGGUCUUAUGAGAUAACAAAGCAAGAAUUGGAUGAAAUACAGAAAAAAUAUGAUGAACAAAGAAACAGUGAACUUGAUAAAAUAGAAUUUGAAAGACUAAAGCUUAAAGAAUUAGAACAUCAACAAAGAAUUAAUACUUUGGUAGAACAAGAAGUAAAAAGGAGAAUGUUUGAAGAAAAAAUUCUGAGGGAAAACUUUAGGAAAAAAGAAAAGGAAAAAGAAAGGAUAGACAGAGCUGCUGAAAUUCAGAAAAUUAAAGACAUGCAUAAUAGAGAAAUAAAACAGCUUAAAGACAAAUAUGAAAUCCCCAGCACUUCUUCGAAAAGUUUGAUGCCAUCAAAGUCCAACCCUUAUGUAACAUCUCCUGAUACUGGAAAGCAAUCACAACACAAUCUACGAAGCAGAUUUAGUGGGUCAAACAUAUCAUUAUCUGGUUCCCAGAUGGGAGAUAUUCCAGCACUGAGUAUUACCAUACCGGCAUACAGGUUACAGGGUUAUGGAUCUGAUGAACAUUAUGCAUAUGAAGUACAGAUAGCAGUAGGAGAUGAGAAGUGGACAAUAUACAGAAGAUACAGUCGAUUUAGAGAUCUACAUCAGGAAUGGAAGAAGCAUUACUUACAGAUUGGAGGCCUUGUUUUUCCACCAAGAAAACUGUUCAGAAAACAAGAGAAAAUAGCUAUGGAUAGACAACAGCAAUUAGAGGUCUAUUUAAAGAAUGCUCUGACCAUUUUAAUGAGAACUCCAGAUUGUCCUUUGCAUCCUUCCAAGAACUUGUACCUCAGUAAACAGAUAUUAUGUGAUUUUGACCCCUUCUUUAAAAGAGGAAUAUUUGAGACAUCUAAACACAGUACAUCAUGAUAAAAAAAAAGAGGAAAAAUGGUUGCAAUCAGCAUAAUGUUAUCAAGGAAUCUCAAUAACAAAUUUAGUUUGAAAUCCAUAAACUACUUCAACAAGAAUGUGAAAAGUAGUAUUAUUUAAGAUCAAUGUAUACUUAUUAGAAUUCCAGAAUCUCAAAAAUAUAUUUCAAACAUUAGAUUAGAGGGAUUAUUAUUUAGAUACUUUUUUUCAAUGUUAUAUUGAGGGAUUUUUUUAGAAAUUUUCUAGUGCCAUAGGAUAAAUAACAUUAAAAGUGUUAUGUAAGAUAUUUGUGUUCACUAAAAAGGGCUGUGUGAUUCAUGUAUAAUUUUGUACAUUAAAUGUUUUUGUAUAAAAAGUUUGUAUCCCUUGAGGAUGAGAUUAGUGAUUUUGAUAUGAAGAGAAUUCACAGUUGUAUUAUGGUAUUAGUGCAUUGUCACUGUAGCUUUUGUUCUUAUUGUUAUUUUUUAAAUGAAAGAUACUCAUAGUUUAUGAAUUAGGAAUGAGUAAAGAUAGUGCCAUAUUCAUUUGUAAGUCUGCCAAACAAGGAUACAUUAGAAUUGGGCAUGAGUAAUGAUAGUGCUAUAUUCAAUCGUAAGUCUGCAAAAAUAUUGGUGCAGGUUGAACAUUAAUUUUAUAACGAUACUCAUAGUUUACAAGGAUACAUCAGAAUUAGGAAUGAGUAAUCUGAUAGUGCUAUUAUUAAUUGUAAUUCUGCCAAAAUAUAGGUGUAGGAAGUUUGAUUAAACAUCAUUUUAUGCUUGUAUUUAUUGUUGUAGGAGGUGAUAAAAUCUUUUAACGAUCUCAUAUAUGUUCAUUUAAUCUGUAUUGUUUAUUAUAUAUUAUUUUUGUCAUGAAUAUAAAAUGAUACUUUUGAUUACCCCCAGCAUAACAGACUUGUUAUAAAUAUUAUAAUUUAUCGAGAGAUAAUACAUUUUGGUUUCCGCAUCACAUCUAUAAGCAGUUAAUUUUCUAAAUAUGUAAAGUUUUGGCUUUUUGUUGCUUUAUUGGAUAUCCUCUACUGAUUAUAUGUAA